AUGGAGCAAGUCCAGUCUCCCAUGAAGCGCCUUCGGACAUUGACUCAGGCAGCCAAGCUGCGUUUGAAGACGUCUCUCAGGUCAAAGCUGCGCCAGGAGACGAGGUGGGGAUCGACCUACGCUCUGCUUGCACGCUACUUCGAUCUGCGCGAGUUUAUCAGCGCUGAUGACGAAGACCUCGCCGAGUUGAUGCCAUCUCCUGCCGCGAACCGGCGAUUGAAAGCGCUAUUGCUCGAGUUGGCAGAUGUCGAGUCGGUUUCGAUGAAAUUUCAAUCCGUGGAGCUUAACCUGUUGGAUGUGCGCGACCUACUUGACGGGCUGCUAGAGCGCCGUGAUCAAGAUCCUAUGGGACAAACGAAGCAGCUUUCGCUAGGUGAAAAGGCUGCGCUAAGACCGUUUGAACGACAGACCACCAUAGCUGCGACCGCGGAGACAACCAAAAUGGGGUUUGCGGACAGGAUUUUGAAGCGCAGGAAGGUUCAAGAUGACACGAGCGCGUACGUCCAGCUGGAUGCCAUCCCGUCGACGUCCAAUGCAGCUGAACGGCUGUUCAGCAUGGCGCGAAUGGUGCUCCGGUACGAGAGGAACCGUUUGUCACCGCAGAUGCUGGAGAUGCUGUUGUUUUUGAAGGUGAACAGCAAGUACUGGGACGUCCCGACGGUUGAUGAAGUGAUCUAG
Messenger RNA from Phytophthora nicotianae INRA-310, 678 nucleotides. RefSeq lists its product as hypothetical. The record is from RefSeq and is a predicted model, not a curated record. Lineage: Eukaryota; Oomycota; Peronosporomycetes; Peronosporales; Peronosporaceae. Gene Ontology annotation, molecular function: protein dimerization activity. The transcript is spliced from 3 exons. The coding region runs from base 1 to 678 and encodes 225 amino acids.